GUUCGAGCACGGCGAUUGGAAGAGUCCACGUGCUAAGUCGCUGGACCGAACCACACUGCUCGAGUUUGAGAAUACAGGUUCAUUUAGUGGCGUCGAAGGGCACGUCAAUUUCACUUCAGUGGACCAUUCAGUGUUCCUAACGUUGGCUUUCUAUAAUGGGAAGUCAUCGGAUGCGACCUUUACAGCGAGGGCAGGGUCUUCCCUCGCAGAUGGUCGUAUGAUGUUGGAGAAAAGCCCAGCAUUGAAAAAUCAAAUGCGCGGAAGCCUUUUGUACAAGGCAGAUGGCUGUGCUUGGGAAGUCGUCUCCUUAGACUCGGAACAUGUUGUUGUUCGAAUCUACGUUUAUGGUUCGGAACCCAGCAAAGUCCAGAUCCUCAAUUUUCAAAG
Messenger RNA from Perkinsus marinus ATCC 50983, 387 nucleotides. RefSeq lists its product as hypothetical. The annotation marks the transcript as partial. The transcript is spliced from 3 exons. The record is from RefSeq and is a predicted model, not a curated record. Lineage: Eukaryota; Perkinsozoa; Perkinsida; Perkinsidae.